AAAACAGACGCAUGAGUAAAGGAAUAGAGGGCUACCCCCCUCCUCCUCUCUUCCUCUCCCACUCUUUCUCCUCCAUUGACAGAGCUGAGAGAACGCUCCCCAGGUUAGACAUCCAGACAGACCUCUCUCCAGUACAUGGACUAUCUACCACAGCACACAAAACAGACACCUUCUAUUGUUUUGACUUUCGUUUGGGGGGGAAUUGUGUGUGUUUUCCUUUAAAAAAUCUGUCUUUCAAUGCAACAAUGAAGCUUUGUUGGACUUAAGUUUCCACAGAACCAGGAGCCGGUACAUCAGAACGCCGAAGAAGACUUAGGUCCAUUUUCAGAGUGAUCCUGUCGGGUUUUUGGACAGACUGGUUUCCAGGUGCGGUUGCUCCAACAGAGAUGGGCUCAGACGUACGUGACCUCAAUGCCCUGCUGCCCCCGGUGCCAGCCCUGCCAGGGGGGAAUGGGAACUGUACCCUGCCCGUCAGCAGUGCCCCUCAGUGGGGCCCUGUACUGGACUUCCACACUGGCGCCCCCUACAGCUCGCUGGCCCCCCACUCCUUCAUCAAGCAGGAGCCCAGCUGGAGCUCUGGGGAUCCCCAGGAGGACCCUCACUGUGGCCUGAGUGCCUUCACCCUGCACUUCUCUGGCCAGUUCACUGGCACAGGGGCCUGCAGGUACGGGGCCUUCGGGGCCCCCCCUCCACCCAGUCAGCCCCCACCAAGCCAGCCAAGGAUGUUCAGCAACGCACCCUACCUGACCAAUUGUAUGGACACCCAGCCCUCUUCCAGGAACCAGGGUUACAGUGCUUUCGAUGGUGCCACUAAUUACAGUCACACUCCCACACAUCACUCCUCCCAGUUCCUCAGCCACUCCUUUAAAGAUGAAAACUCCCUAGCUCAGCAGACCAGUAUGGGUGAGCAGCCGUAUUCUGUCCCUCCACCCGUGUAUGGAUGCCACACCCCAUCAGACAGCUGUACAGGCAGCCAAGCACUACUGCUGAGGAACCCUUACAACAGCAGUGAUAAUUUAUACCAAAUGGCAUCUCAGCUGGAAUGCAUGGCAUGGAACCCUGUUAGCACGCUGGCUUCCACCAUUAAGAGCCAUGCUACGGGUUAUGAAAGUGACCCCAACCCUCCCAUGGUGUAUAGCUGCAGCACCCAGUACCGCAUCCACACCCACGGCAUCUUCAGAGGCAUGCAGGAUGUCCGACGGGUGCCAGGUAUCGCUCCAGCCAUUGUUCGCUCAGAGACCAAUGAGAAGAGGCCAUUCAUGUGUGCAUAUCCUGGCUGCAACAAACGAUACUUCAAGCUGUCCCACCUGCAAAUGCACGGCAGGAAACACACAGGUGAGAAGCCCUACCAGUGUGACUUUACCGACUGUGGACGAAGGUUCUCCAGGUCAGACCAGCUCAAGAGACACCAGCGAAGACACACAGGGGUUAAACCGUUCCAGUGCGAGACGUGUCAGAGAAAGUUCUCGCGGUCUGACCACCUUAAGACCCACACCCGGACUCAUACAGGUAAAACAAGCGAGAAGCCCUUCAACUGCAGAUGGCCCAACUGUCAGAAGAAGUUUGCCAGGUCUGAUGAGCUGGUUCGUCACCACAACAUGCACCAGAGGAACCUGACCAAGCUGCAGCUUGCCAUCUGAGCCAGAUCUGAACCAGACCACUCUGCUCUGCAUACACACCGGCCUCGCUGCUCUCUAACACUCUGCCUACAUGAGACUCUGAAUCUCCAUCUCGUCAACGAUGCCUGUAGCACAAAGGGGACACGCAGCAGAGCAGGUCUAUCCACUAGAUAGCACAGCCACAAAGUAAAACAUGACUGCGUUGUAAAGAUUCAUAAAAACAACAAUGAGCUUUUUAGUCUUAAUUUAAGCUAAGGGUUAGGUAUAAGGUUUUAAAGAAGAGAAAUUGUAGAUAUUUAAAGAAGAGAAAUUGUAGGAAUAGGCGGAGUUUAUUGCUUUGUGGCUGUGGUAACAGAGCAGGGGGCUGACAGUCUUGUUCAUCUGCAUGUAGCUGUAGAGCCUCACCUACGCACAGUCCUCCAAACAGCCCCAUCUAAGGACGGUCCUCUGUCCAGAUGCUCUGAUCCAGAGGGUUAUUUUUAGUAAGACAUUUAAAGAGGGAAAAAAAAUGUUUCUGUCUCUUGUUGGUGUUGUAUACAGUAGAUGUGAAUGACUUUAUGCCUUUCAUUUGUAGUGUUACUUUGAGCAGUUUCAGAUUAAUUUAUUAUUUUAUCAUACUUUUGUGAAUUAAAAUAUCUUUCACUGGAAUGAUUUCUGGAACGGGGGACAUUUUUUACUUUGGUCCAGCAGCAUGUUCAGAAUCGCUUUCGUUCAGUCCACAAAUUUGAUCUGCACCAGGUAGUUGAAUCAUAAAGCUACAGUAAGUCUGCUUUGGUCUGUGAUGUUGUCUGUAAAUAUUGUUUCACUUUGACUGUGGAUUUUGGGGAUGUGAGUUAAAAAAUAUACAUGUAUCGUCACACUGGCUAUGUGGCCAAGAAGUUGUGCUAUUAAAUUAUGUAAA
Messenger RNA from Oncorhynchus gorbuscha (pink salmon), 2520 nucleotides. Its product is annotated as Wilms tumor protein homolog. The coding region runs from base 387 to 1640 and encodes 417 amino acids. Lineage: Eukaryota; Metazoa; Chordata; Actinopteri; Salmoniformes; Salmonidae. The record is from RefSeq and is a predicted model, not a curated record. The transcript has 9 exons. Gene Ontology annotation, molecular function: DNA-binding transcription factor activity, RNA polymerase II-specific; RNA polymerase II cis-regulatory region sequence-specific DNA binding. Gene Ontology annotation, cellular component: nucleus. Gene Ontology annotation, biological process: regulation of transcription by RNA polymerase II.